AUGAAAAUUGUUCUGUUUUCCCUGAGUGCAUUUGCACUCUAUGCGAUUUUCUACUUCUCCUAUGUCAACGGACUGGAUGAGCUGGCCCGCCAUGCGGUGGCAUCCGGCAAGCUGCCGGGACUCGAUGCGCCACUCCGCACACUCUAUACUGGAUUCGAGCCCAUCGAUCACAUCUUAACUCUCUUGACAACCUUUUUCUACCCAUCGCUCGAUGGUCAGAGUUCAACUCUGAUGCUGCACAGUAUCGGCUUUUCGGGCACUUUUGGGGCUGCGUGGACGUUGAUGGUGCUCGAGUCAUGGCGAAAGGGCAAUGCCGGCACCAUAGCGGCUUACCCGGCGAUCUUUGGCCUGACGGCGCAACUCAUGACCUUUGCCUUUGCGACGCCGCUGCUCUGUGCUCUUCAACUCGGCAAUUCUAUCACCGCUCGUCGGCCCCAUGCGGACAAUAUUCGGGUCCCGCGCGUUGUGCUGGCGGUGCUGCCGCUCGUUUUUGUGAUAGGAUACGUGGUCCCGAGCCAAAUGAUGGUGUUGCCGGCCCCGUCUGUGAUUUCCAUUGACCUGAAGCAAAUCGCAAUUGCGGUCUGGCAACCCUGGCCCGCUUAUGUAUCCAUCCUGACCACAGUCGCCUACUGGGUUCUCUCCCCGAUCUUCCCAAAUGACCGCCGGGCUUCCAUGUCUGGUCUACGAUGGGUGUAUGCGUCUGCUUUUGCAAAUGCGACCCUGACUCAUCUGAUCUCCUGGCUUCUGCCUCUGGCGACAGUCGUUGCUCCAAGUCUGUUUGCAGAACGCUUUGUGGAUGCUCUACACCCGUCCAAGGUCUUUGCGAUUCCUCUGCCCUGGUCUGGUCUCAAGGUUGCUACGGUGGCGGAAGGUGUCCAUGUCUUCUUACGGUGGGACUAUCUCAUUGGGUCUGCAGGGAUUUUAUUAUGGGCUCUCAGGCUCCAUACCGUGGCCCAUAAGCCGAUCCUGGGCACCGUCUCCUGGCCUAGUUUGUUGAUCAAGGUGGGCCUACUGACAGUGGUAUCAGGACCCACCGGUGCUGCAGUCGAAUUGAUGUGGGAGCGUGAUGAACUUGUGUUUACUGAGACUGAGGGAUCUCGCCAACAGGUUUCUAAGACCAAGAAGUCAUCUUGA
Messenger RNA from Penicillium macrosclerotiorum, 1134 nucleotides. RefSeq lists its product as uncharacterized. The record is from RefSeq and is a predicted model, not a curated record. The transcript has 2 exons. NCBI's taxonomy places the organism in Eukaryota, Fungi, Ascomycota, Eurotiomycetes, Eurotiales, Aspergillaceae. Bases 1 to 1134 code for a protein of 377 amino acids.